Messenger RNA from Globicephala melas (long-finned pilot whale), 5052 nucleotides. RefSeq names its product ankyrin repeat and BTB domain containing 2 (gene ABTB2). The record is from RefSeq and is a predicted model, not a curated record. NCBI's taxonomy places the organism in Eukaryota, Metazoa, Chordata, Mammalia, Artiodactyla, Delphinidae. Gene Ontology annotation, molecular function: protein heterodimerization activity.
AGCCCCUGCCCAUCGCGGCCGAUGAUUGGUGGGCUGCCCCGCGUUAUUUGCAUGCCGGUGGCGGCAGAGUACCUAGCCGGUGCGGGCGGCAGGCGCCGCGCAGAAGUUUGCUGAGUGCUUCCUCGCCGGUCGGUUCUGUACUCGCACAGCUCUCGGAGCCGCCUCCUUCUGCUGCCGCCGCCCUGUUCUCUCGGGAUUCCUUCUCUGCGGAAGAUAGACGCUUUGCUUGAGGGAAGUUGAAGUGGGCUAGGGGGAGUGCCGAGGAGGAGCGGCGGGGGGCCUUUCCAGUGACGGCUUCGAGUCCAGACGCCGGGAGCGUGGGGCUCCGGCCGCCGCGAAUCUCGCCCACCUUCCCGCGGCCGCCGGGCGGGCGGGCGGGCGGGCAAUGCGGCCGCCGAGGCCCGCGGCGCCGAGAGGAGAGAGGGCGCCCCGGAGAGCCUAGAGCUUGUUUCUGCCCACUGGGGGAAGGACGCAUGGAGUUGUGAGCACCUCUCGCUCGGCGAGGCCGCCCCGGGCAGGCUCCCCAUGGCCGGGACGUACAGCUCCACCUUGAAGACUCUGGAGGACUUGACCUUGGACUCCGGGUAUGGGGCCGGGGACUCGUGCCGCUCGCUCAGCCUCUCGUCCUCCAAGUCCAACUCGCAGGCGAUCAACUCUUCGGCGCAGCAACACCGCGGGGCGGCCUGGUGGUGCUACUCCGGCUCCAUAAACAGCCGCCACAACAGCUGGGACACGGUGAACACGGUGCUGCCCGAGGACCCCGAAGUGGCCGACCUCUUCUCGCGCUGCCCGCGCCUCCCCGAGCUGGAGGAGUUCCCCUGGACCGAGGGAGACGUGGCCCGGGUGCUUCGCAAAGGUGCUGGCGGCCGGCGGCAGCCCCUGUUCUCCGCCGAGGCGGUUAGGCGCCUGGCGGGGCUGCUCCGCCGAGCGCUCAUCCGUGUGGCCCGCGAGGCGCAGCGCCUGAGCGUGCUGCACUCCAAGUGCACCCGCUUCGAGGUGCAGAGCGCCGUGCGCCUUGUGCACAGCUGGGCGCUGGCCGAGAGCUGCUCACUGGCCGCCGUCAAGGCGCUGUCCCUGUACAGCAUGAGCGCGGGCGACGGGCUGCGCCAGGGCAAGUCGGCGCGCUGCGGCCUCACCUUUUCGGUUGGCCGCUUUUUCCGCUGGAUGGUGGACACCCGCAUCUCCGUGCGCAUCCACGAGUAUGCGGCCAUCUCGCUCACCGCCUGCAUGGAGAAUCUGGUGGAGGAGAUCCGGGCCAGGGUGCUGGCCAGCCAGAGCCCCGACGGCGGAGGGGCCGGAGGCGGGGAGGUGUCCGCUGAGGCCCUGGAGAUGGUCAUCAACAAUGACGCCGAGCUCUGGGGCGUCCUGCAGCCCUAUGAGCAUCUCAUCUGCGGCAAGAACGCCAAUGGUGUCCUCUCCCUCCCUGCGUACUUCAGUCCCUACAACGGCGGGUCCCUGGGCCACGACGAGCGCGCCGAUGCCUACGCGCAGCUGGAGCUCCGGACCCUGGAGCAGUCCCUCCUGGCCACCUGUGUGGGGAGCAUCUCGGAGCUGAGCGACCUGGUCUCCCGCGCCAUGCACCACAUGCAGGGGCGCCGCCCGCUGGGUCCUGGCUCCAGCCCCGCCCGCCAGGCCCGUCAGCCACCCCAGCCCAUCACCUGGUCCCCUGACGCCCUCCACACGCUCUACUACUUCCUGCGGUGUCCACAGAUGGAGUCCAUGGAGAACCCCAACCUGGACCCCCCGAGGAUGGCCCUGAACAACGAACGGCCCUUCAUGCUGCUGCCGCCGCUGAUGGAGUGGAUGCGCGUGGCCAUCACCUACGCGGAGCACCGCCGCAGCCUCACCGUGGACAGCGGCGACAUCCGGCAGGCGGCGCGGCUGCUGCUGCCCGGCCUGGACUGUGAGCCCCGGCAGCUCAAACCCGAAUGCUGUUUCAGUUCCUUCCGGAGGCUGGAUGCCCCAGCGGCUACUGAAAAAUUCAACCAGGACCUGGGUUUCCGCAUGCUCAACUGCGGGAGGACAGACCUCAUCAGCCAGGCGAUCGAGGCCCUGGGUCCCGACGGGGUGAACACCAUGGAUGACCAGGGUAUGACGCCGCUGAUGUAUGCCUGUGCUGCUGGGGAUGAAGCGAUGGUCCAGAUGUUAAUUGAUGCUGGAGCAAACUUGGACAUCCAGGUUCCAAGCAACUCUCCCAGGCACCCCUCCAUCCACCCUGACAGCCGGCACUGGACCUCACUGACAUUUGCUGUCCUACAUGGACACAUCUCUGUGGUCCAGGUGAGCUCCUGCCAGUUGCUGCUGGAUGCUGGUGCCCACGUGGAGGGCUCGGCAGUGACCGGUGGCGAGGACAGCUAUGCAGAGACACCCCUGCAGCUGGCUUCUGCAGCCGGGAACUACGAACUGGUCAGCUUGCUGCUCAGCCGGGGCGCCGACCCCCUCCUUAGCAUGCUCGAGACCAACGGCAUGGCCUCCUCCCUCCACGAGGAUAUGAACUGCUUCAGCCACUCAGCCGCCCACGGCCACAGGAACGUCCUGAGGAAGCUCCUGACGCAGCCGCAGCAGGCCAAAGCAGACGUGCUGUCCCUGGAGGAGAUCCUGGCUGAGGGCGUGGAGGAAAGCGAUGCGUCGAGCCAGGGCAGUGGCAGCGAGGGGACCGUGAGGCUGAGCCGGACGCGCACCAAGGCCCUCCAGGAGGCCAUGUACUACAGCGCGGAGCACGGCUACGUGGACAUCACCAUGGAGCUGCGGGCACUAGGCGUCCCCUGGAAGCUACACGUCUGGAUCGAGUCUCUGAGGACGUCCUUCUCCCAGUCUCGGUACUCGGUGGUGCAGAGCCUCCUGCGGGAUUUCGGCUCCAUCAAGGAGGAGGAAUACAACGAGGAGCUGGUGACCGAGGGCUUGCAGCUCAUGUUCGACAUCCUCAAGACCAGCAAGAACGACUCUGUCAUCCAGCAGCUGGCUGCCAUCUUCAUGCACUGCUACGGCAGCAGCCCUAUUCCCAGCAUCCCUGAGCUGCGCAAGACCCUGCCGGCCAGGCUAGAUCCUCACUUUUUGAACAACAAGGAGAUGUCGGAUGUGACCUUCCUUGUGGAAGGAAAGCUGUUUUAUGCACAUAAAGUCCUGCUGGUGACAGCUUCUAACAGGUUCAAGACACUGAUGACCAAUAAAUCAGAGCAAGAUGGCGACAGCAGCAAAACCAUUGAGAUCGGUGACAUGAAGUACCACAUUUUUCAGAUGAUGAUGCAGUAUCUGUACUACGGGGGAACAGAAUCCAUGGACAUCCCCACCGGCGAUAUCCUGGAGCUGCUGUCAGCUGCCAGCUUGUUCCAGCUGGACGCCCUGCAGCGGCACUGCGAGAUCCUGUGCUCCCAGACCCUGAGCGUGGAGAGCGCCGUGAACACCUACAAGUAUGCCAAGAUCCACAGCGCCCCCGAACUGGCCCUGUUCUGUGAGGGCUUCUUCCUCAAGCACAUGAAGGCCCUGCUCGAGCAGGACUCCUUCCGGCAGCUCAUCUAUGGCCGCAGCAGCAAAGUGCAGGGCCUGGACCCCCUGCAGGACCUGCAGAGCACCCUGGCGGAGCGCGUGCACUCUCUCUACGUCACCUCACGUGUGUGAGGUUGGGGGAUGGCUGGCUCUGGGCCAGGCUCUGUCUGCCAGGCAUCCUAGCGGGUGGGAAGGGCCGGGAGCAAGUGCUUCCCGGGGUGCCUGGGCCAGCACGUAGCCGGGGCCUGUGGACACGCUGGGGCGCUGCUGGGUGGAGGCUGGUUACAGGCCCUCUUGGAGCCAGACCUGGGCAGGCCCAGAACUAACCACUGGCUCAACCAGUGAUGGGCCAAGGGCAGGUGUGGCCAAAAGGUGGCUCUUCCCCCAACCCCUCCCCGACACCUACGGCUCGCACCUUGAGGGCCGCCAUGCACUCACCCUCACGUGAUCCUGAUUCAGCUCUGCUCGACACAGCUUCAGAUCGUGCCCUCCCCCUGGGGCCUCAGGCAGCUCAGACUGUCCAAACUGGGGCUCUUCGGGGGUGUGGGCAUCCUUAUGAGUGUACAGAACGUAUGUUCUGUCUGGGCCCCGGGCCAUUUCAGUCAAAACUUGGUAUUUUCCCUCAAUGUCACGUCCGAAAGGCUGCCCAAACCCUGAACUUAUUUAUUCAGGGCUGUGCCUUUGAAAGACGCGUGGGCCUCCAGGGGGCCGGGGAUCGUGCACAGAGGGUCACUUGGAGUCCGUUCUCUUGGUGUCUGGCCUCCUUUGGAGUCGGGGUCGGGCCAGUGCGGGGGGAGUCGCCGUCCUGCUCAGAGAGUGGUUGGCAGAAGGCAGUUCGUUCCCCUGAACGCCUUUAACGCUUUUGGUCUGAGCCAAGAGUGGCGUGGGGUACAGUGGAGGAGCCUGGUGGCCUCAGCUUUUGUUGCUGCUGUUUUCAGGGUCGAUGCUGAAAUCCCAAGCCUAGAAUUAGGCUGCCUCUGUGGGCUCCGGAGGCAGAGCCCCAAACGGCCCCCCUGGUCCAGUUUCUCCAGUGAAAAAGUCCUUUAAUUUGGAUUGGAGAGCAGGGCCCACACUUCCCACUGGGAACUGCGGGUCUUAGGGACUUAAAGGACGGGGCAGGGGUGGAAGGGAAGGACUGGGAGAGGAGGCCCUUCUACUUCUUCCCCGCUACCUGCCCCUGACAUUCUGCAGGCUCCAGGCUCCCCUGGGGUGGAGACACAUCGUUGGGCCUAGACCCUUGUCGUAUUUAUGGGCCAGACACUGGGGGCACCUUCUGGACAGCUUGUGCUGGAUGUCGCCUUCAGCUGUCUGGCCGUACCUUAGAAACUAUUUAUUCACCAGAAGCCCCAGGCACUUUAGGAGGUGUCACUUCGGUCACCUUGAAAAACCCCUGGGGGCUUGCAACCGUGGAAAAUAUUUUCAACUAGCUGCUUGAGCUGGAUGUACAAAGGAAUAGGCGUUAUUUUAUUGCUGUAAUAUUGUACGAUACUGUAACUAUAUAUUAAUGUUGUCACUUAUUGUAAAUGUACUAUGGUUUUAUUAACAAUAAACACUUGUUAACAAUGA